AUGUAUAUUAUGUGAUUAGAUGACGUUGACAAGGUUGAAAAACUGCGUGCCGAUCUUGAGCCUACGAAUUCUUCGCGUAGUAGUAUUCGUUUGUUUUGGGAACGUCCAGCUCGCCCGAAUGGUGCAGUAGUCUCGUACACUAUAAUGUAUGAACUGCAAACACAGGAUGCAGUUGAGGAGAAGAAAUGCAUUACAGAAGUUGAUUACACUGAGCUAGACUACCAACACAACGGCUAUGUUCUGACGGGCCUGUUCACUGGCAAUUACAGUAUACGAAUACGCACAAACUCUAUGGCUGGUGAAGGAAAAUUUUCGAGAACCAUCUACAUUUACAUUCCACCUACCACUCCAUCACCAGCUCUUAUAGCUGGGAUCUGUGUCGCAUUAUUGACGUUGUUGUCAUUAAUUGGGGGCACAAUAUAUUUUCUAGUUCGCAAGCGUUUUCUUACGCCGCCAUCUGAUUUAAAAAUGUUUCCCACCGUAAAUCCCUAUUAUAUCAGUCUUCAGUAUAUACCUGACGAAUGGGAGGUGGCUCGAGACCGGGUUAUACAACUGAAUCCCCUUGGUCAAGGAUCGUUUGGCAUGGUGUACGAAGGAAUAUUAAAGGGUUAUAAUAACAGCGCCGAGGAUACUCCGUGCGCCGUUAAAACGGUAAAUGAAAAUGCCACGGACCGUGAGCGCAUGAAUUUCUUAAAUGAGGCUAGCGUGAUGAAACAGUUUGACACCUACCAUGUGGUCCGAUUACUAGGAGUUUGUUCCCGUGGCCAACCUGCGUUGGUAAUUAUGGAAUUAAUGAAGAACGGCGACCUUAAAUCGUAUCUUCGCGCUCAUCGUCCGGACGAGCGGGAUGAGUUUGGCAUGACAUUGGCCGAAAGAGGUCUAUCCUCGCAACCCCCUCCAUUAAGUCGCAUUUAUCAGAUGGCUAUAGAAAUAGCUGACGGUAUGGCCUAUUUGUCAGCAAAGAAAUUCGUUCAUAGGGAUUUAGCGGCGCGCAACUGUAUGGUAGCUGCUGAUUUAACCGUGAAAAUAGGCGAUUUUGGUAUGACGCGUGAUAUUUAUGAAACUGACUAUUAUCGCAAGGGUACAAAAGGCUUGUUGCCAGUACGGUGGAUGCCUCCAGAGAGUUUAAGAGAUGGUGUAUAUUCCAGUGCCAGUGACGUGUUCAGUUAUGGUGUAGUUUUAUGGGAGAUGUCCACUUUAGCUUCGCAACCAUAUCAAGGUCUGUCUAACGAUCAAGUACUGCGCUAUGUCAUUGAGGGCGGUGUUAUGGAGAGACCUGAAAAUUGUCCAGACAAAUUGUAUAGUUUAAUGCAAAAGUGUUGGCAUCAUCGACCAACCGCUCGUCCUACCUUUAUGGAGAUUAUUCGCUAUUUAGCAGAUUUGGCUGAUCCACAUUUUCGUGAAGUUUCAUUUUAUCAUUCAGAAGAAGGACAACAAGUUCUUGCUAAAGAAGUUGCUGAAAGAAAUCAAAGAUCUGGCGAUGUGUUUGAGGAACCUGAGAACGAUAUGGAAGAUGUAACUACACCACUGCGUAUGGAAGAGUACGGUGGUUUUCAAUUGGCUGAAGAAAAUGACUCCUCUGGCGAGAAUCAAGUUGAAAGUCCCAUAACAAUGAAUAUCGAACCUCCUCAUUCGCCAUGCAGUCUUGGCUCGGCCAUAGUUGUAAGCAGCACACCAGAUGUCCAAUCGAAAAAUAGUCUGAUUUUAUCACAAAAUUUGCAUCAUAACCAAGGCUUGAGUUCCUUGCCUUCAACAUCAAGCGGUCUUGCACGAGUAAACAGUCAGUUGCAAUCACAUAUCCAACCCCAUCAGCGGCAACUCUAUCCACCCUCCCAGCGGCGAUUUCUUCACGGCAUUGUACGAGGCACGGUAGAUGAUGUUGAUGCGUAUGUGCAGCCAGAUUACGAAGAAAACGAAGAAAGAGGAAGGAUCGGAACGGACGAACGUGGUUACGAACUAUAUGAUCCAAGUCCAAACUAUAGACAACAAGUUUCCUGCCAUGCAGGCGAUGAUGAAGAGGAUAACUUUGCCAUACCGUCCGCAGGGCAAAACUUAUUGUUAGGUUCUAGAGAACGUCAGAUACUGCCGAGGAUUAUGCCUUUGUCGAGCUCAGUGCCUGAUGACGUUAUAGGUCAACCAACUGCAUCUUCAUUACACCCUUCCACAGCUUCUGCUGCGUCAUCGAAUACAUCUUCGAAAGCAACAACGACUGGCAAAUAUUCUAACCUAAAAGCUGUUGCCGAUUCUUUAGGCAAUAGCUUGAUGCCUACCCUUUUGCGUAAAAAUAUACGCUUUUUCAAUCACAAACGUUCCGGUAGCAAUGUAAGCCACAAUAGCUCCAGUUCUAAUCCAUGCGCACCAAUUAGCGGAGCCGGUGAUGGGAGUAGCAGUAACUUGACUCGUGGCGGCCGUGGCAAAAGUAUGAGCGGUCAAAACUUGGGAACCAUAGAAAGUGGAGGUAGUGGGAGCGCGGGCAGUUUUUGCUCCAAUCCACGAUUUUUCACACCAGCAGCGAGUAUAAGUGAAAAUCCUAAUUACCGAAGGCUGAAUGAAUCGUCAUCCGUUGAAGGUGGUGGCGACGCAAGUAAACUGAAACCAAAACUUCCCUCAACUUCUACAUUUACUAUCAGUUCCAAUCCCAACUAUCAAAUACUGGACGAAUCUCUCAAUAGUUCGGGAACGUCUUCGGCAAAUCCUAAUUAUCAAUUGCAAACGUGUCCAAUAACAACUACAUCCCAAAGUAGUGAAAAUGCCAACUAUGUAAUCAUGAGUGAACCGCAGCAGAAUGAAGAUAUCGGAAAUACCGUGAAUGUAAGUGAGAAUCCUAAUUAUCAGAUGAUGGGUCCCUCUCUCUUACUCGCUACAACUGCCACCGAAAUGCAAGCCACUCAGCUUGAGCGCGACCGUUUGGAUAAGUUUUCAUGUUCACCAUCGUCAUCUUCCUCUCCGCAUGAAUCCGAAGAAGAUUUUGAAACUACCGACGGGAUGAAAAUGGAUCGGAUACCGUUAAGUCGGCGAAGCAGCAAUAGUCAAUCCCAACAUAAACGCAACAGCGAUCGAAGUCGAAGCAGCAGCGGUCAUAGCCAUGCUACAACACCGACUAAUACACCCUCAACAAGUACUGGAGGGCAUGGAACACAGCUAAGGCUAAUACCAACGUCUACGUUUUCGCUCAAGGAAAAAUGGCUGAAACAGCAGCAACAACAACAAUCCUCACCACCACCUCCACCAAACGGUUUUGUAGGACGAGAAGCGUAGAAUCUUGCUGCAGCUAUAUCCUGUAAAUAGCUUAUGUUUGCUUAUCCACAAAAAAUAUUAAUCAGGCGCACAAAAAAAAAUGUGUACGAAUUUUAAAAACUCCCUAAGCCAACAAGCUUCGUUUAUAAAGUGAGAGCUGAACAAACGAACUGUAUAUAGGAAAUAUAUAUAUAUAUAUAUAUAUUUUCUGUAAAAAAUAAUGAGGAUUUUCCCACACUUUCUUUUAUGCGAAAAGAACAAAACAAAACAAAGAAAAUCACAUUAUAAUUUAAUACAUAAGACAUCACGUCAUCGUUAUUUUGUGAAACCUUCAAAUUAGAAUUAGCCACACCAAUCAAAAAACAACAAACUGUUGCAUUAAGAACACAUUAAAAGAACGAUAGGUUUAUAUAAUGUUCACUAUUUACAUCAAAUUACAUGCUUAUUUACAUUCAUGCAUAUAUAGGUACAUACAUGUAUAUUAGAUGUACACGGUUUGGUACAACUUCAUGGAAUUAUUUUUCAGUUUCAUUAUGUACACAUGUAGGAGGAAAUGCAUACGUACGUUUGUGAGCUACUUGUAAGCUUACUGUAAUCCGGUUCAUAUUACGUACAGAGUCCGUUCAUAUGCAAAAGCUAAUUAUAAAAGUUUGAAUAAGACGGUAAGGAUUCGGACAGAAGAUUUCUAAUACAUCAAUUGACAUUUUCAUAUGGUUCCAUCAUAGACUUCCAUUUAAUCACAAGAUCUUUUGAAUGCUUUUUUAAAAGUAUCCGGCUGAAUUUUGCCAUAUUCUUACAACAUCCAAAAAUAUGAAUCAGCGAACACAUAGGUAUAAAAUUAAGAAUAUAAUUCUAUGCUUAGUUAGUCUUGACUGUCCUUUCUUUUACGGGCUUCAAUUUUCGUAUUCUGAAGAUCACGAAGCGUAAAAUAGCAGAUUGCAACUCCAUAGACACAAUCUUGGAACAAUUUUACAAGAAAAGCUGUAGAGUGGAACUGUUCCAACCACAUAUGAAAAAUGUCAAUAUUUUUUGAAAACAUCAGAAUAUAUUCAGGAUAUGUUAAGCAAUAAUUUACGGUAUGUAAGAUAAAAAGCUCGGCAUCUGAAAACGAAAUUUGAAAAUCAAUCAUUUUUAAAUUUGUUCAAGAAAUUCUAUAUCGAUUUGUUCUAUUCCGCUCUUUUCCUUCUGUCCGUUUGAAGCAGUUUAUAAGACUGAUGGGAAUGUAAAAACUUCUUUUUAUACGUAUUUUUGGAAUAAUGGCGGAAAUAAAUCAAAAAAUAUCCGAAAGAUUCGGGUGGUAGGUUCUGACAUGAUUUCAAAUUUCAAGAUUGCACAUAGAUUUCUCUUCAUCUAAAAAUAGCUUAAAAACAAGACCAUAAAUUAUGUAUGUUUACGUGUUUACGGAUGUCUACACAGGUUUUUGGAAAAACUUUGACUUCAAUUUUGGUUACGCAUUUAUGGAAAAGACGCUCAUUUUCGUUAAGGGUUAAAGGUUUGAUCUUGUUGUAAAAAGAGUAGUUUCGUCCUAAUUGGUCCGCAAUAAACUCUGAAUUGUAGUCAAUUUUGUAAUUAAUUGAAACAAAAUUUAACAGAAGAUAAAAAUACCGUCCGGUUACCCAUAACUUUGUAAGAUGUGAUCACUUAAUGAUACAAACUUGAAUUUAAGCGACGUACUGUAAAGUUUCUUUCAUGUAAAAUUGUAAAAAAGUCUUUUGAAAUUAUUCUAAAUAUUAUUUCAUACUUUUUUAUUAAAAAAAAAAAAUUGAUUGAAUCUGUAUUAAAAGAUUCUUUAAAGUUUACUAAAAGAGCUUCUAUAAAGAAAUUUUAAGGAAAGUUUGGAUAAACAAAAACCAUCCUAAGGCGACUGAAUGUAUCUUGACUUUCUCGUCGUAUUGCUGCUGUUGUAGAAGCUGGAGUAAUUGCGACAUACGAUAUAUAAACACGUGCAUAAUCAUCAUCAUUAUUGUUCCUAUCAGUAUCGUUAAAAAA
This is a messenger RNA of Glossina fuscipes, 5226 nucleotides long. Its product is annotated as insulin-like receptor. Lineage: Eukaryota; Metazoa; Arthropoda; Insecta; Diptera; Glossinidae. The transcript is spliced from 7 exons. Gene Ontology annotation, molecular function: ATP binding; insulin receptor activity; insulin receptor substrate binding. Gene Ontology annotation, biological process: cell surface receptor protein tyrosine kinase signaling pathway; protein phosphorylation; glucose homeostasis. The record is from RefSeq and is a predicted model, not a curated record. Gene Ontology annotation, cellular component: membrane; axon; insulin receptor complex.